Lindgomyces ingoldianus is the source of this 1300-nucleotide messenger RNA. RefSeq lists its product as uncharacterized. The record is from RefSeq and is a predicted model, not a curated record. NCBI's taxonomy places the organism in Eukaryota, Fungi, Ascomycota, Dothideomycetes, Pleosporales, Lindgomycetaceae. The transcript has a single exon. Bases 95 to 991 code for a protein of 298 amino acids.
AUUCACUUGACUCUUCAGCGAGGUUUGUAUAAAGACCACAAGCAUCCCUAUCUCAUCAUUAGAAUUCAUCUACAUCUUAGCCUGGAGACCAUCAAUGGACUUAGAUCGUCUCUCGUUAUUCCUUCUCCUCCCACUCGAACUGCGUCAAAGGGUUUACUCACACCUACUUUCUCCACAUCCUCAAGAUGUCACAACAAUCAACUACCAGCUCUCCUGGCCGUAUCUUCAAAACCCCGACUCUCUCACGUUCACUCCGUAUCAGCUCGACAUGUGCGGCUGCCCUAAACAGAAGAAAGAUCACAUAUACACACGUUACGUGUGUCAAGAACCGGAGGUUCAAUUUGCCUCCAAGCAGGACCCCUUGUGGAUCCUGCAUGAACUAUGGGGCCUCUUCAACAUACUACGUCCGGCUUCCCAACGAGAGCUUGAAAGACGACCUUCAGCACACUUGAUUCAUGUCAAUAAACAAAUCUAUCGCGAGUCUAUUCCCGUCCUAUAUCGCGGACGCAACUUCCGGCUCCUGAGUGGGCCCUGCCCCCGAGGGAGGUACCAGGCUUAUGCGACCCAGAAAUGGCUCGCUCGGCUUAGCCCUUUGGCGCGGUCGCAUGUCACAGAUCUCGGUCUGAUAUGUCAGAUCUAUGAAGAGGACUGUGUUGAGAGUGACGCCAUUCAGUCCUACAACUCGUUGUCUCACUAUAUUCUCCGAAAUCUUCUCCAUUUCGAAAAACUACACCUGCUUCGUCUUCCGAGAUAUUCUGCAGUACAGCCCUUUAGUGAGCUAUUCCAGAAGAAAGGUGUGACAAUCGUGGUGACCUCCGGAAGGCCGAACGGCGAGAUGUCCGAGUUCUACGAAUCUAAAGAUUUCUUGAGAAAUUGCACCGAGCCUCCGGCUGGAGACAUUUCACAAUCAAGACGCCUCCUUCGAGAACUUCGAGUAGAAUCGGAGGACAUCGAGUCGACGUUAGAGGAAACUCUGUCGCUAAGGGAAUAGUGACGACGGAAUACAUUAGGUCGUUAUGCGUCAUGGCGGAUUUCCCCCCCUCAAGGUGCUGAGCACCGAGCGUAUCUAGGGUAUUUGGCAAGGAAGGAAGGAUCAGGAAUCAAAAAGGCAUGUGCAAUACUCCUAGUAUCUACUAGGUGUAAGAACUAAGAGCGUAUUAUCGUGUCGAUAAGGUAGAGUGCCAUUUAAUCUUUCUCAGAUCCUUCUCCAAUCCUUCCUCUGUCUCCACUCUUUUUCUCGCAACCUCCUCGGACUUAAGGACGAAGCGCUGUCUAUGUCUUUUUCCCUACCUCAAAAUGA